Molecule: messenger RNA, 1818 nt
Organism: Ostreobium quekettii
Lineage: Eukaryota; Viridiplantae; Chlorophyta; Ulvophyceae; Bryopsidales; Ostreobiaceae
Source: the annotation of a GenBank genome assembly
AUGGCGCAGCCCUGCGGCAAGGGCGGCGGGCCCCGGCCCCCCUCCGGGCCCCCCGCCGAACACGCAAGCCCCCACAUCCCCCUCUCGCGCCCCAGGCCAUCAUGCACGAGAUCCACGCCUCCCGCCCGCGACCACCUUUCCGCGCAGGCCAUUGCCGUCGACGCCCCGCCGGCCAAAACCGCGCGCCCCGCCCCGGAGGUCCUCAGGCAGAGCGAGCUCCGGGGUCUGUUUGCGGACGUGCAGGUCGGCAAGGGCUACCUCGAGGGGAAUUUUCUACCCGUGCGUGAAGCUGAGGACCCCAGCAUCGGGGACAAUUUGAAGGUGAUAGAGGGGAGCAUUCCAGCUGGCUUAAGAGGGGCGUUCCUGCGCAACGGGCCCAAUCCGACGAGGAGGCCCUUCAAGGGAAAGCACCAUUGGUUCGACGGCGACGGCAUGCUGCACUGCGUGAUGUUUUCUGGGGCAGAAAACCGGCCCACGGCUAGUUACCGCGGGAGGAUGAUACGCACGCUGGGGCGCCAGAUGGAGGAGGCGCUGGGCGUCGAGGAGGACAUCUUCAGCGGCUUCUGCACGAUGGAGUAUUUGGGGCUGGCGGUGAACGCGUUGGCGAUGAAGGUGCUGCCGCCCAGGGCGUUCGGCGUGGCGGGGGGGGAAGGGAACUGGGGGGACAUGGCCUGGUGGGCGUCCACCAAGAACAGGGCCAACACGUCGGUGGUGCACCACCACGGGAAGUGCCUGGCGCUGUGGGAGGUGGGCGCCCCGUAUGAAGUGAGGCUUCCGGACGUGGAGACCGUGGGCCCGUACAGGUUUCGGGGCGCCGUAGACGGCAACUUUUCGGCGCACCCGAAGGUGGACCCGGUGACAGGGGAGAUGAUGGUCGUGUCGUACCAGCUGAUGGGGCGCUCGCAGUGCGUGUACAGGGUGUUCGACAGAAAUGGGAGCCUCAUCCAUGAGAUUCGCCUGAAAGAGCUCAUGAACCAUGUCAUGAUGCAUGACUGCGCAAUCACUAAGCACUACACCCUGGUCCUGGACAUGCCUCUCGUUUACACGCCCACUGAACUGCGCGCUGGAGGCAACGUGUUCAAAUUCAAUCCCGAUGUAGGCGCCAGAAUCGGUGCUUUGCCUCGAUUCGGCAAAGAGGAGGACAUUAGAUGGAUGAACGUCGAUCCCUGUUUCAUCUUCCACACUAUCAACGCAUUUGAGAGGGGAAGCGAGGUCGUGCUGCACUGUGUGCGAAAUCCUGAACAGAGUGUGGCAGCCAAGGAGUUGAUCGACUUGGAAGGCCGCCUCCAUGAAUAUGUGCUGGAUCUGGAGACCGGUGAGAGCCGUGAAAGGUGUCUGUCUGACUUCGGCCACGAGAUAGGCUUGCUGACGAUGAACGAGGCGCUGUUGGGGCAGCACUGUCGCUUCUUUUACACCACCGCAGUGUGUGACAGACCUGGCGGCAGGGGCCACCAGAAUGGAAUUUUCAACAAGAUACUGAAAUUCGAUACGGAUGAUUGGAGUUCCCCUCCCGUUGAGCAUGUUCUCCCUGAGGGGUGGUUCACAAGUCAGUUCGCUUUCGCUCCCCGCGACUGCACCCAAGGCAGCAAAAGGCCCAGUGACCUGGACGCUGGCGUCGAUGCCUCUGAAGAUGGCUGGCUCGUGGGAUUCGCUUCAGAUUACAAGACAGGUGCCACAGAGGUCGUUGUGCUGGAUGCGGAGAGCAUGGGCGUGGUCACCAGGCUGGAGAUGCCCCUGCGUGUGCCGUACGGGUUCCAUGCAGCGUUCGUCCCUCAGCACCAGCUUGCCCUCGAUGAUGGGCAGCCUCCCAGUCAAUGA